UGUGGAACACCGCGACACCGCCACCGCACUCAACGCCAUCCUUCCGCUGACGCUCGCACUCGCACCGUGCUCGCACCAACCACCCCCGAACAUCUUCGCCGGGAUUGUUGCGGCCCGCGCGUCCGGUGUGCUGUGCGCUGUUAACAUUUCGAAAAUGUGCUUUUUGUGAGGUUCUCAAACGAUUUAUUAUUAUCGCAUUAUAAUUGUAUUAUAUUAAAUAUUUUUGGCUCAAUUUUUGGUUCGUUAUUGUUUGUGCUGGUUGUCGUAAAUUAAAUUCGUGUAGCAGUUAUAUGACAGGAUAUUUACUCGAUUGUGUGUGUGCACACUGGGACACUUACAUGGAUUUUAAUUUAUGAUCCACCGUCGGGUUUAUAAUUCAUAAGAAUUUAUUGGUGGCGAUGUGAGACACAAGGACGAAAUGAAUCGUAUCGUGGGAAUUAACAACAAAUAAUCGGUGUCGUCCUUCAUGUAUCCCACCUUCCACCUUUGUUAGUAAGAACAAAAUGAAGAUACCCAGGCCCUUUUAAGCAGAACAGGUUGUUAUGAAGGUGAGAAGAAAACAGUGGACAAGAUAAAAAUCCGUUUCGUAUGGCGGCCAACGGGACGUACCCGAACCCAAAUGACACAACAAACAACACAUCCAUCACGACCCCCGGCUACAACCAAUUCGAGAUCGUCAUCAUCACCUUCAUCCUGGUCGUGAUCAUCGUGGGCACGAUCGUCGGCAACAUCCUGGUAUGCGUGGCCGUUUGUCUGGUGCGCAAGCUGCGCCGUCCGUGCAACUACCUGCUGGUCAGCCUGGCCAUCAGCGACCUGUGCGUGGCCAUUCUGGUGAUGCCGAUGGCCAUGUUCUCGGAGAUCAACGGCAAAUGGAUCUUCGGCGAGAUCGUGUGCAACAUAUGGGUGAGCUGCGACGUGCUCAGCUGCACCGCCUCCAUCCUCAAUCUGUGCAUGAUCAGCGUGGACCGCUACUAUGCCAUCACGAAGCCGCUCGAGUACGGGGUGAAACGGACUCCCAAACGCAUGAUACUGUGGGUGAUACUCGUGUGGUUCUUCGCCGGCUGCAUCAGCCUGCCGCCGCUGCUGAUCCUCGGCAACGAACACUCGGACGGCGUGACCAAGGACGAGGUGUGUUUAGUGUCGCAGCACAUCGGCUAUCAGCUGUACGCGACCAUGUUCAGCUUCUACAUACCGCUGACGGUCAUGAUUUUGGUCUACUACAAGAUAUUCCGGGCGGCCCGUCGGAUAGUCAACGAGGAGAAGAGGGCGCAGAGCCAUCUGGAGACGCACUGCUAUCUGGAGAUCAGCGUGAAGAACGGCGGCGGCCCGCCGGAGAACAAGAUCUCCAGCCAGACGCCCUCGCCCGCAAAUCCGGCGAGGGUCAAUCACAGGUCCAGUUCGGCCAGCACGAACACUAUGUGCAGCCUCGACAAGACAACGCUGGGCCGUUGCUUCAAGUCACGACACAGCAACGAAUCACAGUGCCCGAUGCUGGCCAGCAAGCCGACACCCAACCAGGCGAACAAGCAGGACAAGCAACCGAAGUCGAACCUCCUGACAAAAAUGAAAACGUCCCCGAGCACCCACCACAACCAGAAGAAGCUCAGGUUCCAGCUGGCGAAGGAGCGCAAGGCCAGCACCACGCUGGGCAUCAUAAUGAGCGCCUUCACCAUCUGCUGGCUGCCCUUCUUCGUGCUGGCACUGGUCCGGCCCUUCUUGGAGACCACCCAGGCAUUGAGCAGUCUGAGCAGCGUGUUCCUGUGGCUGGGCUACGCCAACAGUCUGCUCAACCCGAUCAUUUACGCCACGCUCAACAGGGACUUCAGGAAACCCUUCCAGGCCAUCCUCUACUUCCGGUGCAGUAGCCUGAACAACAUGAUGCGCGAGGAGUUCUAUCACAGCCAGUACGGCGACCCGGACCACCAGAUUUCGGCCAGGUGCCACUUGGACUACGAUGAAGGUGUCGAGUACAUAGAGGCGGAGGGCGACGACAUAAAAGUGCCGGAAAUGGACGCCGCCCACGAGUCGUUUCUAUGAUUCGCAAAAGACUAUGUCGAACUUUAGUACGGACGCACCUCGUCGUUUUACUUUUUGGAAGUGCGGAUUUCGAUCAUUCUGAACACGGUUGUCGCCGAACGCGAAAGUGGCCGAAGUGAUUUUUUAUUAGCGUCUCUUAUGAAACAAGUUUUCGGGAUCUUUUCUGUAUUUCUGCCACACACAACUUCGAUAGUUAAGUACUCUCGUCAUUGCCAGAAGCAACAAUGGAAACAUUGCCAUGAUUGAGGUGCUGCAAACCAACAAAUAUAUUUUUAUGAAUAUUUCCACGUAUAGGCUGCUGACAAACUGGAGCUGCAUAACCAAAAAUUAAAUAAAAUAAUACUUUUAGAUGUAUAAAUUAAAAUAUUGUAUACAAAGUAUGAAAGCAAAUAAUUAGAUAUCGAUGCUAAAUGAAUCGAUGUUAUUGUAUAAGAGACAAUCGACUAUCAAUUAGGCUCUAAAUAAUUAUAAGAAGCUUUGUCUGUUCCUCUUCUAGUCAAUUUUUAUGCUUUUUUAUACAACUUAAAUUGCGUUCAUACGUAAUUACUUCAAAGGCUGUCGAUAUAGUGUAAGAUAGACAAUUUAGCUUUGGUGAUUUCCUGACAAAAUCAUUUGUAAAUACAAUGUCGUAACUGCAGUUCAAAUUUAAAUUGAAAUUUGACCGUUUAAAUAGUAAUUGUAGCUUAAUUUAGCCAAUGAAAACUUGUAAACUUAGCUGUUACAACGAAUCAAAACAGGCGUAAGUAAAUCAAAUUUUUUUGUCAAGGAUUUACCUAAAUACCAAAGAUACUUUUGAUUUGCAAAAUAUAUAUUUUUAAGCAUAUUUUGCAAAUCAGAAUUGAUGUUUAAAUAUAUUGUGUCCAGAUGGUUUUUUGUGUGAUACUUUUCUCUUUGAUAAAUAUAAAUAUAAUUAUUUAUUUUGUGUUAUGUAUAUACAUAUAUAUUUAUUUAUCUAUAAUAUUGUUUAAAAUUGCUGCGAGGAACUUAAUUGGAUGUUUGAACAGGGUUGGUGUUUUCUCUGGAAUUUUUAGUCAAAUAUUUAUUUUGUUAACUGAAAUAUUUCUUUAGAAAUUAUUAUGAAAAUAUAAGUAUUGAAAACUU
Messenger RNA from Aethina tumida (small hive beetle), 3138 nucleotides. It is a transcript of the gene 5-HT7, whose product is annotated as 5-hydroxytryptamine receptor 1. NCBI's taxonomy places the organism in Eukaryota, Metazoa, Arthropoda, Insecta, Coleoptera, Nitidulidae. The transcript has 9 exons. The record is from RefSeq and is a predicted model, not a curated record. Bases 589 to 2037 code for a protein of 482 amino acids. Gene Ontology annotation, biological process: adenylate cyclase-activating adrenergic receptor signaling pathway. Gene Ontology annotation, molecular function: G protein-coupled amine receptor activity. Gene Ontology annotation, cellular component: membrane.